AUGAAUAUUUUAUUAAAUAGAACAUUUUAUUGUUUUUUUGUAUUUUUAUUAUUAUUACUUUGUUACUGUAGAGCAGAUGAUAAUAUAUUACAACAAGAUCUUGCAAAUAAAGAUAUAAAAGAACAACAACAAGAACAAAAACUUGAUUCAUAUCAAAAGAUAGUUGAACAAUAUCUACAACAUCAACAACAUCAACAACAGCAACAACAACAACAACAAGAAUCAACAACUACACAACUGCAAGAGUUAAAUGUAGAUAAUGGUGAUGGUGUAACUUCAGAGAAAGAAAAAGAAAUACCUGCUGUUCAGCAGACACAUAUCGAUGUUGCUAUUACCGAAGAAGAAGAAGAAGUAGAUAUAUCGGUGGUGGUAGAUCAAGAUAAACCUGUUGUAGAGGAUAUCAAAGAAGAUACUUCUCGGGAAGAUAUUACUAUUAAAUUUUCAGCUACAUCAGAUAAUAAUAAUGACGUCAAUUCAAAUUAUAAUAAUAAUAAUAAUAAUAAUAAUAAGAAUGAAAAUAAUAAUGAUAGUCCGACAACAGAUAGUAAUCAGAAUAAUCAAAAGGAACAAAGUAUUAUACCAGAGUAUAUUGGUAAUCAAAUACUUCAAGAUAUAGAAAAUAAAAUAAAUAAUAAUAAUAAUAAUAAUAAUAAUAAUAAAGAAGAGAAAAUUAAUGAACAAUCUACUGUUUCAGAAGAAAAGAAUGAAGAAUCAAAUGAAAACACCAAAAAUCAACAACCUAAUCAAACAGAGAAAGAUACUGAGAAAAAGAUAGAGAAUGAGAAUGAAAAUAAAGAGAAAGAUAAAGAUAAUGAAAAAGAAAAAGAAAAUAAUAAUGAAACUAAAGUAGGUUCAGAAGAUAAAGAUACACAGCAGCAACAAACAGAAAUAGAGAAAGUUAAGGAAAAGGAAAUUGUUGAUGAAGAGAAUAAUGAAAAGAAUAAUGAGAUCCCAAGAAUCUCAACAGUAUUGGAGACAGUACAUAGAGACGUAAUCACUUCAAUAGAGCAAAAAGAAAAAGAAAUAGAGCAACAGAAGAUUGCUGAUACUCAAAGAGAGACUAAAUUACAAGAGGAACAAGAUACAAAUAAUAUAAAUAAUGAAAUUAAAUUGGAACCAUUCAAUAAAUUUACACAGAAAGUAAUAUUCUCAUUGGCGGAUACCGAGUCGAAUUCGGCGUUGGCUCUGACGCAUAACAAUACGGUGAGCAAUCAGACAAGUUAUCCGACUGUGCGUACACCAAAGGAUCUACCGGACAAGUUUAAUUAUGCCGGUGCAGAGUGUGGUGCUACUGUGCUCGCUGCCAAUUCCGAGGCGAGAGAGAUCAGUAAGUUGGCAAACUACGAGUUCUUCUCAUCGAUGUUUAAGGAUUUCGUUGUCAUGGGCAUCAACAAGUAUCCUAGUAGCACUUGGCAUUUCCUUGGUAAUUUCACCGCUGAAAACAUUAGAAAACCACAAUAUUUCGUUUUGAAAGAGAAAUCUUGGUAUAAAUAUUUGAAAAUUAAGAUGUUGACAAAUUAUGGUAAUCAAAUGUAUUGUACUCUUUCAGACAUUAAAGUUUAUGGAUCGACUAUGAUUGAUGAUUUAAAAAAUCAGGUUGGAAUUAAUAUUCAAGAAGUAGAGUCAAUUUUAAAUAGAAUGAAUAAUAAUAUUACAUUUGGAACUUCAUCAUCAUCUAAAUUGAAAACGAGAAAGGAAAAUGAAACUAUAUCGUGGACACAGUUGCAACAGGUUUCGAUGAAUUUGACACAGACAAGAGAGUCGUAUUCACCUCCCGAUAAAAAUGGUGGUGGUAGUGGAAAUGGAAAUGGACAGAGUAGUGCAACUAGUUCUGCCACAGAAGAGAACGAUGAGCAUGGAGCAACACACGUAGAGUCUGCCAGUCCUCAGAGUAUUCUACAGCUACUGGCGAAUCGUGUGAAAUCGGCAGAGAUCAACCAGUCGAUAUCGAACAAGUAUCUCGAAAAGCUAGAGACUCACUACAGUGAGAGAUUCAGGAGUUUAGACGAAGACUUUACCAAGAUCAUGUCGGUCAUCAAUGGAAUUGCCGAGCUUGGUUCGGACCUCGAACGACGAGUUGCGAUAGAGCAGCAAUCUAUCGAGAAGAAGAUCUCUCAGGACAUUGCCAAAGAGUUGAAUCUACUGCGUGAGCGAAUCAAUCGGCUCGAACAGAAACACGAAGAGGAUAAAAACUAUUAUAUCACAUUGUUGGCAUCAUCAUUUAUUUUGGCUAUCAUCAUCUCCUAUCUGAUUAUCAAGGCAAACAUUGAAGAAACAAGCUUUAAGCAUUCUAGCUUGAGAAUUCCAUGGAACAACAGCAACAGCAACAGCAACAAUAAUGCCAGAAGAAAUUCAUUACCAGUAUUCAGUGACCAACCAACAACACCUUUGACCUCACUUUCCAGCAGCACAUCGAUGAUUAGACCAAAUACACCAAACACACAAUUCAACAUCAAUACAUCACCUACCUCAACUGGAAAUGGAUUCGACUAUGUUCGAAACAGUCCAUUCAGUAAUCAACAAAGUCUAUUGAAAGCAUCCGAAGUUUUACUUUCUCCACCAAUCGUUUCAAAUUCUAAUACCAACGAUAUUUUCAAAUCGAAAAAGAAGAAAAAAAAAGCAAACAUAGUUCAGUUUAAUAACAACAAAUAUUAA
Molecule: messenger RNA, 2655 nt
Organism: Heterostelium album PN500
Lineage: Eukaryota; Evosea; Eumycetozoa; Acytosteliales; Acytosteliaceae
Gene: sun2
Product: SUN domain-containing protein 2
Exons: 5
Coding region: 1-2655 (884 amino acids)
Biological process (GO): protein folding in endoplasmic reticulum
Cellular component (GO): membrane; cytoplasm
Source: RefSeq, a predicted model, not a curated record